AUGUGGCGAUGCGUCGGUAGUCUCUUCCUCCUCGCGCCCCUGAGCUCUGCUGUCCAUGCUGCGUACCUCACGACAACCGUCACGAAACAAGUGGCCCCGACCACGUCCAGCGACCCCUUAGCCGACGCGGCCCCGACAACAGCCACAGCCCCGUCAGCUGCUGCCCCGGCGACGAGUCCCAGUAGCAGUGGCACUAGUGCUGGCGAGUGGCACAUGACGGCUGUCACGUCGGUGCAAGCGCGUGUCCAGGGCGACGCGCCCGUGUGGAACGAAGCCGCCAAGAUGUGGCUGUCCAAGUUUGGUGACACGACGGAGCUCGCGUACAUGAACAACUUGGACACUGUCAACACGGCGUCCGUCGAGGGCGCGCUGAUGUUCGUCCAAGCGGAAGGCAUCAACGUGAACGAGCAGUCGGUCAAGUGCCAGCGCAAGAACAACAUGCAGUACGUCGUGUUCUACGAAGUGACGAUCGUGCAGCCGACGUACGGGAUCAAGUACUACGAGAAGCACACGCCGCCAGAGUACGGCGAGUUCGUGGCCAUGGACGGCGCCAAGUGCACGGACGAAGGCAGUGACUUGAGCGAGCACUGCAAAGUGUACUACGGCCUCGACGGGACGGUCGACGUUGGUCCAAUGGUAGGCGCGAACCUGCAGACAGCGGACCCGCGGGCGCCGUACCCUGGCAACUACUGGUUCUCGUACCCGAACUCGUGCGCGCAGAAGCUGCGGGCGGACAAGACGGACGAGUGUCGAGCCGAGUACCCCGGCGGGUUGUGUGCCAUGGGCGUCCAGCCCGACGGCGACAACUGCACGUUCAGCUACAAGAUUCUCGGCUACCUAAACAUCGACGACCUGGUCGGGAUCACGGAGAUGGGCUACGGCAACUACACGGACUUUUGUGCGGACGGCGGUGUGGAGUUCAAGGCGUCAAACACGGGCAGCGGCUUUGACGUGGAGGAGGCGAUCGAGUUCUGGCAAAACCCCAGCGACAAAGACGCGAAUGCCGAGCGGGCGGAAAAGAUGGUGGCAAUGUACAACGAGCUCGUGAGCAAUGGCACGAGCUCCAACACGAUGCCGCUGCCGUCCGUGGAGACGCUCACAGCAGCGAACCCCAAGUGUUACCUGAACAGUGCCAAGUGCGCCAGUGCCGAGUUCGGCUGCAGUCGGUCGCUGUACUCACAGAUUUGCUCGAUCUGUACGUCAUCGGGCAGUUGCGACGCGGCUUCUUCGGCGUUCCCGGACCUAAAGCUGCCUACGAACUCGUCGUCGUCUUCUUCGUCGGACGGGAGCUCUGCGUCCAGAUUGGCGGGCGCUGGUUCGGCAGACGGCACCGCUGAGUCUGGAACGACCACGGACGACGCGUCAUCUCCCCCACGCGAGGGCGGCAACACCAGCAGUGGCGCCAUUGCAGUGGCAGCAACGUCGAGCAUUGUGGCGCUCGUGGCGCUUGUCACCAGCAGCUUGUUGUAA
This is a messenger RNA of Hyaloperonospora brassicae, 1470 nucleotides long. The record is from the annotation of a GenBank genome assembly. NCBI's taxonomy places the organism in Eukaryota, Oomycota, Peronosporomycetes, Peronosporales, Peronosporaceae.